GUCCCACAGAGACAAACCCAGGGUCAUCCUCCGAACCCUCUUUUGGUUCGAGCCUGUGCCAUUAUAACAUCCCCACGGCGAGUCUUGCAAAUUGGGUUAUACGCGUUGGCUCAGAGAACCACUGCCUCCCUUCCCCAGCCGUCUCUUUAGCAUCCCUCCUCCAGCUCCUUGCAAAAUUAAAACAAACCCGGAAAGAUCGGGCAGCUGGCUGGUUUCCUCAGUGCCUUUCCCGGUUGGUUUCACGGGAGUUUCCCUCCCGGCGUGUUGCGAUUGUUAGGGCAAAAUUAUUGAGAGAAGUAGCCUUGCACGGUUACUAUAUAUAACCGAAGGGAAGGGAAGGGAUUUGCACUGAGUCUCUGGAAAGAGUUUCUUUAGCAACCUGGGAAGAAGGUGGCGGGGCUGAUGUGCCAAGCCCUUCAAAAGCGAGGGAGAGAGUGAGUCUUUUCUUCCUGCCCACCCGAUCUCCCCCCUCCUCCUCCUCCCGAAUCGCAUUAGAUCCUCCCCUCCAGCUCCCUAAAUCAGCUCUGCCGCUAUAUCUAUCAGGAUAGACCAGCCUCCUCCUGUAGUUCUCUCUGCGCCUCGCUUCUUCUCCAGAACCACCUGGCUCGCUCGGUCUUGGGUUGCUGUGGUUUUUACUCACAGAGCCAGCCUCUCUUCGUCUCCGUCUCUUUGGAUGAAUAUAAUCUCGUCCACCUACUUUUUGCCUUAAAGGAUCAGCUUUAAAAUCUCCGCUUCUCUGACUCUGAGCGCCUGCCCGCCUGCCUCCCCAUAACUCUUCCUUUGCAUUUGUCCGGUCUCCCUUUCUUUUUUAUUUUCACAUCCAUUCAUUGUUUCCUGGGCUCUGUGGCACGCACGCACGCGUCCGUCCGGCACACCGCUUGCCCGGUGGUUCGUUGUUGCUUGGCUCUCCCUUCUCUCUCAGCGCCGCUAAGGAAGCUCCGGCGGAUGCCACCGUCCCGCUGUGGACACCCCCACGCCACGCCGCCCAUCGCUGUCCAUCACCGCCGUUCUGAAGCGCAUCCAAACCUCUGGAACUACCAUGGGAUGCGCGCUCGCCUCGUGGAACCGCUUGCUGCCCAGACACCUCGCCUCCUGAAAUUCCACCCGGUGUUAAGGGACAGCUAAGAGAAUGAAGACUCUAAGUCCCCAGCGGAAGCAUGAUAUGGCGAUGCAGUGCUGGUGCUGAAUUGUUCUCUCUGAUGGCUCUAUGGGAGUGGAUAGCCCUGAGUCUUCAUUGCUGGGUUUUAAUGGUCGCUGCUGCUUCGGAUCAGCAUGCCACAAGCCCCUUCGACUGGCUCCUUUCAGAUAAGGGACCCUUCCACCGCUCUCCGGAAUACACAGAUUUCGUGGACAGAAGCCGACAGGGAUUUAGCACAAGAUACAAGAUUUACAGGGAAUUUGGCCGUUGGAAAGUAAAUAACUUAGCCGUCGAGAGAAAGAAUUUUCUUGGCUCCCCACUGCCUCUCGCCCCUGAAUUUUUCCGGAACAUAAGACUAUUAGGACGUAGGCCGACUCUUCAGCAGAUCACAGACAAUCUUAUCAAGAAAUAUGGGACACACUUCUUGCUGUCAGCUACCCUGGGAGGAGAGGAGUCACUCACCAUUUUUGUGGACAAGCGGAAGCUGAGUAAGAGAUCGGAAGCAAGUGAUCCCAGCAUUAACAGUACCACAGUGACACUGGAAACCCUACACCAACUGGCAGCCUCGUACUUCAUUGACCGGGACAGCACCCUGAGAAGACUCCACCAUAUUCAGAUUGCCUCCACUGCCAUAAAGGUAACAGAAACCCGGACUGGUCCUCUUGGCUGCAGUAACUAUGACAACCUAGAUUCUGUCAGUUCUGUUCUGGUACAGAGUCCGGAAAAUAAGAUUCAGUUGCAAGGUCUUCAGCUGAUCCUUCCUGACUACUUGCAGGAGCGGUUUGUGCAGGCAGCUCUGAGCUAUAUUGCUUGCAACUCAGAAGGGGAAUUUAUCUGCAAGGACAACGACUGCUGGUGUCAGUGUGGGCCCAAAUUCCCAGAAUGCAACUGUCCCUAUAUGGAUAUUCAAGCUAUGGAAGAGAACCUGCUUCGCAUCAGCGAGACCUGGAAUACUUACAAUAGCGAGUUUGAAGACUCAGAUGAAUUCAAGUUCUUUAUGAAAAGGCUGCCCAUGAACUAUUUCCUCAACACGUCAGCCAUUAUGCACUUGUGGACAAUGGACUCAAAUUUCCAGCAUCGCUAUGAGCAACUGGAAACCAGCACGAAACAGCUGUUCCUCAAGGCGCAGAAAAUUGUCCACAAGCUCUUUAGCCUUAGUAAGAGGUGCCAUAAACAGCCACUCAUCAGCUUGCCGAGGCAAAGGUCUUCUACCUACUGGCUGAACCGCAUCCAGUCCUUUCUUUACUGCAAUGAGAAUGGCCUCCUGGGCAGCUUUUCUGAAGAGACUCACUCAUGCACAUGCCCAAAUGACCAGGUCGCCUGCCUUGGCUCCUUGCCCUGCGCUGUGGGAGAUGGUUCUGCCUGCUUAUCCUGCGCCCCUGACAACCGUACCCGCUGUGGGACUUGUAACACUGGGUAUAUGCUGAGCCAAGGCCUUUGCAAGCCUGAGGUGGCAGACUCAACGGAGCACUACAUUGGGUUUGAGACAGACCUCCAAGAUCUGGAGAUGAAGUAUUUAUUGCAGAAAACGGACCGCCGGAUUGAGGUCCAUGCAAUCUUCAUCAGCAACGACAUGCGUCUCAAUAGCUGGUUUGACCCUUCCUGGCGCAAAAGGAUGCUCCUUACUCUGAAGAGCAACAAGUACAAAUCCAGCCUGGUCCAUAUGAUCUUGGGUCUCUCUCUCCAAAUUUGCCUAACAAAGAACAGCACCUUGGAGCCUGUCCUGGCCGUUUACGUCAACCCUUUUGGAGGCAGCCACUCCGAGAGUUGGUUUAUGCCUGUCAAUGAAAACAGUUUCCCAGACUGGGAGCGGACUAAACUGGACUUACCGCUUCAGUGUUAUAACUGGACGCUGACUCUAGGCAACAAGUGGAAGACCUUUUUUGAAACGGUCCACAUCUACUUGAGGAGUCGUAUUAAGUCGAAUGGUCCCAAUGGCAAUGAGAGCAUCUAUUAUGAACCGCUGGAGUUUAUCGAUCCCUCCCGGAACCUGGGCUACAUGAAAAUCAACAACAUCCAAGUGUUCGGCUACAGCAUGCACUUUGACCCGGAAGCAAUCCGGGACCUGAUUUUGCAGUUGGACUACCCUUAUACUCAGGGAUCCCAGGAUUCUGCUCUCUUGCAACUUCUAGAGAUAAGGGACCGUGUAAAUAAACUCUCUCCACCCGGCCAACGUCGUCUAGACCUUUUCUCAUGCCUGCUGCGUCAUAGACUCAAGCUGUCUACCAGCGAGGUGGUGAGAAUUCAAUCUGCUUUGCAGGCCUUCAAUGCCAAAUUGCCAAACACAGUGGAUUAUGACACAACCAAAUUAUGUAGUUAACCAUAAGUGUGAAGCACAACAGAAAAAAUAAAAACCAUGACGGAGUUUUUACAGUGCUUUUGUGGAACAGUUUAUGUUUGGAAGAGUACAUUUAAAUUGUCUUUUCAAUAUCUGUCUUAUAUCAGUCAAUAACGUUGGAUGGCAAUUUACACCCAUGAACUCGCUGACAAAUGAAUAUAUUAUACCUGCAAAUUUUUUUUGGCUUUGUUUUAUGAAUGAAAAUAAAUACUGACACCAGUCUAGGAGACAUUCUACUUUUUACAAUAAAUUUCAUUUGUAAUUUUA
This is a messenger RNA of Podarcis raffonei (Aeolian wall lizard), 3743 nucleotides long. RefSeq names its product BMP/retinoic acid inducible neural specific 3 (gene BRINP3). Gene Ontology annotation, biological process: negative regulation of mitotic cell cycle; positive regulation of neuron differentiation. The transcript has 8 exons. The coding region runs from base 1158 to 3458 and encodes 766 amino acids. NCBI's taxonomy places the organism in Eukaryota, Metazoa, Chordata, Lepidosauria, Squamata, Lacertidae. The record is from RefSeq and is a predicted model, not a curated record.